UUCAGCCACCUCCUGACGGCCAUGGACAGCAGCACGCCCACGUCGCACUGGGCCCGGAACCAGCUGACGGAGGCUCUGGAGAACACCAUGGCUGCGCUCACAGGGAUACAGACGGUGCUCUGGGAGGGCAGCUGCGCUGUGGAGUCGUCUGUAACAGUGACCUCUCCUGUGGCCAGCAUGAUGCUGAGCAGCCGCAACGCCUCCACUUUGCCCCGGAGCUCGUACCACCUGGCUCAGCCAGUGCCUCUGACGCUGGCCUUCCCGUCAGCCUCUGCCUGGGCAGUGCUGCUGAGCAAACACCCCCGUGUGCAGGUCCGGGUAACAGUCCUGGCAGUCAACCCCUUCAAGCACCUGGACGGGAAGGAGAUCAGGAGCGUUGGGAACAUCUUCCUCACCGCCAACAAGGAAUCUAUCCAGGUGCAGGACUUAUCCGAGGACAUCGAGAUCCGGCUGUGGAGAGACGAGAGCACAGAGACAUCCUCCACUGGCCUCAACAUCAGCACAGAGGAGUUUGUGAUCGAGGUGAACGUCACGUCCAUGGAAGACGCCCUGAUCCUCCGUGUGCUACCCGACAUUCCCCUGCCAAUCGAGCUCUACCUGGGCUACCAGCACCCGCCCAACAGCACCCACUCUCUCCUCAACACCACCCUGCCCACCGGCCAUGGGCAGCACGCUGGUGACAACUACACUUGGGUGCUGCCCCCAGCGAUGCUGCAGCUCGGCCCAGGCCCCUACCACGUAACGGCCAGGGUAAGGCAGAGCCCGGAGCAAGAGCUGCCAAGCCAUGUGACAUACACGAUCACCACCAUCGCCACGCAGUGCCACUUCUGGGACCACCACAGGAAGGCCUGGAGACAGGACGGCUGCCAGGUGGGACCUCAGAGCACAGUCAGCAGCAUCCAGUGCCUGUGCAACCACCUCAGCAUCUUUGGCAGCUCCUUCUUCGUUGUGCCCCGGACGGUGAACAUUCAGGACACAGGCAAGCUCCUAAGCACGGUGGCCAGCAACCCGAUUGGGGUGGCCUUGCUGGGCAGCCUGCUGGUGCUCCAUGGUGUUGUUGGCGUGUGGGCGUGGAGGAGAGACCGGGUGGAUGGGAGAAAGGUGAAGGUCACAGUCCUGGCAGACAGCGACCCCAGGGCUCACGUCCGGUAUGUGGUCCAGGUCUUCACUGGAUACCGCAGGGGAGCAGCCACCACAGCGAAGGUCGUGCUCACACUGUACGGGACAGAGGGACGGAGCGAGCCGCACUGCCUGCGGGACCCCCACAAGCCUGUGUUUGAACGUGGUGGGCUGGACGUCUUCCUCGUAACCACCUGGAGCUCCCUGGGGGAGCUGCACAACAUCAGGCUCUGGCAUGACAAUUCUGGCCCCAGCCCUUCCUGGUACGUGAGGCAGGUGGUGGUCAGCGACGUGACAGCCAGGAGGAAGUGGCAUUUCCUCUGCAGCGCCUGGCUGGCUGCGGACCUGGGUGACUGCCAGCUCGAUCAGAUCUUCCCAGCAGCCUCCAGGAGCGAGCUACUCUCCUCCAGGCAUCUUUUCUGCUCGGCGCUUGUGGAGAAGGUGACACACGACCACCUGUGGCUGUCGGUGCUGACCCACUGCCCCUGGGACCCCUUCACACGGCUCCAGCGCCUGGCCUGCUGCCUGACACUCCUGCUCUGCACCAUGGUCAUCAACAUCAUGUUCUGGAGAGACCCACCGGAGGCUGGCAACCAGGCAGCCCUGCAGCCAGCAGGGCGCGUCCUGCUCACCUGGCAGGAGCUUGUUACCAGCGUGCAGACCGCGCUCAUCCUGCUCCCUAUAAACCUGGUCGUUGGGCAAAUCUUCCAGCUGGUCCCACCGCAGGAACUGCCGCUGCCCCCCACAGGCAUCCGGCUCCCGCGGGCCUCUGCACCCCCCUGGGAGGCGUCCCCCCUCAAGCGCAUCACGCAGGAGCUGAAGGCGACAGUGGGGUUUCUGUCCAGGACCAAGCUCUGCCUAGAGCCCGAGGCUCUGCCCCAGGAGAUGGACAGUGUCCCUGAGCUGGUGCGUAGCCUCUGCUGCCUUGUCGGCUCUCACCUCCGGAGCGCCAGCCGCAGGGGUGUGGAGCCAGCGGAGCCCUGCCUGGUUAACGAGAGUUAUCACCAUCUCAGCAGCCACCUGAGCCACGUGCUGGGGCCGCUGCCGGCCCAGCUCCGAGCCCUGGACCUGAGCAAGCUCUGCAAUCCCCACGACUACCUCCAGGCAGCCAGCCGGCUGCAGAGCCUGCUGGAGCAGCUGGAGCAGCCAGGCCCGUGCCAGGAGCCUGGACUGGCCAGGGGCGGGAGGAGCUUCCCCAUCUCGGAGCCCCGAGGGCAGAAGGCCACCAUCACCUGCUGGCUCCCGCGAGAGGCUCUGUUCAUCUGCUGGGUCACCGUGGCUGCCACCAGCCUGGCCUCAGCCUACUUCACCGUCCUCCUCAGCCUGCAGCUGGACAGGCAGAGAGCCACCAGCUGGGUCGUCUCCAUGCUGCUCUCUCUCCUCCAGAACAUCUUCAUAAUGCAGCCACUGAAGGUGGCUGGGCUCACCCUGCUCUUCUCACUGGUGCUGAAGAGGAUGCUCUGGCAGGACAAGGGGAAGGAGCAGCAGCUGCAGAGGAUCCUGGCUCUCCUGGCCAGGUGCCCCUACUUGGAGCUGCCUGGGACAAGAGACUGGAAUGACCCCGUCUACCACCCCCCAUGCCCAAGACCAGCGCCCCCUCGAAGGGGGAGGACCUGGAGGAAGAAGAAGCUGUACACACAGCUGGCAGAGAUCGUAGUGCAACUCGUUCUCCUGGCCUCGCUGAUGGUCGUGUGCUACACGGAGCGGAGCCCCCACGAGCUGUACUUCAAUGAGGCCAUUCGCAAGAGCAUCACCCCCAACUUCUACCGCAUCCGCGGCCUGGGGGACUUCUAUGGCUGGGCCCACGGCACGCUCCUGCCUAGCCUUGAUGGGCCACACCCAGGGUUCAUCUCAGACGGAAACGCCCUCCUCCUCGGCAGCGUGCGACUGCGGCAGCUCCGUCCCCAGCCACAGCACCAGCUCUGCUCCUGCCACCAGCAGGACACUGGGGGCCAUGGGGCUGGCUGGGGUCCCCCUGGCCAGAGCAGGGGGGCACCGGAUAGCAUCUGGGUGAAGCACGGCGCAGAGAGCCUGGGGGAAUACCCCGUGUGGGGGCAGCUGUCCCUCUACCCGGGAGGAGGCUACCUGGCACACCUGGGAACCAACUCCAGCCAUGCACACAGUGUCCUGCAGUACCUGGAGCGGAGCCAGUGGCUGGAUGGAUGCAGCUGCGCCAUCUUCGUGGAGUUCACAGUCUACAACGCCAAUGUGAACCUCUUCUGUGUGGUCACCCUGCUCCUGGAGACGCCCGGGACAGGUGCCUUCCUCCCCUCUGCGGAGCUGCAGAGCAUCCGCCUCUACAGCAGCAGCGGCUUGACCCAGCUGACCUGCGCACAAGGCACCUACCUCCUGCUGCUGCUCUUCUACACCUGGGUGCAGGGGCGGCGGCUGAAGCAGCAGAAGUGGAGAUACUUCAGCAGCCAGAGAAACGUGCUGGACAUAAGCAUAAUUCUCAUCAGCCUGGCAGCAUUUGGGGUGUACAUCAAGUGCCAUCUCCUGCAGAAGAGUGUGAUGGAGAAAUAUCACCAGGGCCACAGCAGGUUUGUCAGUUUCUACGAGACAGCGCAAGUGGCCUCUGCUCUCACCUACCUGCUGGCCUUCCUGGUCGCCCUGGCCACCGGGAAGCUGUGGAACCUGCUGCGCCUCAACCCCAGAAUGCACCUGAUCAGCAGCACGCUGCGCCGAGCCUGGCAGGAGGUGCUGAGCUUCCUGCUGGUGCUGCUGCUGCUGCUGGCGGGCUACUCCAUGGCAUGUAACCUCCUGUUUGGCUGGAGCAUCGCAAACUACAAGACUUUCUUCAGCUCAUUUGUGACCAUUGUUGGGCUCCUGAUCGGGAUCUUUAACUAUGACACGGUUAUCAACUUAGACCCAGUCUUGGGCUCCUUGCUGAUCACCACCAGUGUCAUAUCCAUGCUGUACGUGGUCAUUAACCUCUUUGUCUCUGGCCUGCUGACAACCUUCAGCGAGGAGCGAGCGUCUACCAGGGCAAACAAGGAUGAGUCCAUGAUGGAAGUGAUGCUCCUAAAGCUCUCGGGCCUGUUAGGAAUUAAGCAGCAGGCCCUGCAGCUGACCAGGCUGGCUGGAGCAGCUGAGAAGGCUGGACCUGUCUGAAGCAUGAGCCCACAGCUGUCAUUUCCAUCCCCCAGAGAUGUGUUUCUGCUACAUAACUUCGGCUGUUGUCUUGAUUAAUCGUUUGCUCCCUCCCCGUGCAUGGCCCAGGGGGAGCAAUGAAGGCGC
Messenger RNA from Mauremys mutica (yellowpond turtle), 4356 nucleotides. RefSeq names its product polycystin 1 like 3, transient receptor potential channel interacting (gene PKD1L3). Gene Ontology annotation, cellular component: membrane. Bases 22 to 4230 code for a protein of 1402 amino acids. Gene Ontology annotation, biological process: detection of mechanical stimulus. The record is from RefSeq and is a predicted model, not a curated record. The transcript is spliced from 26 exons. Gene Ontology annotation, molecular function: protein binding; calcium channel activity; calcium ion binding. NCBI's taxonomy places the organism in Eukaryota, Metazoa, Chordata, Testudines, Geoemydidae.